AUGCAUACAAUAACAUUGAAAUUUUUAGAUUAGUCAAUUGAACGAAAAUAUUAAUAAGAACAUCAAAUUCCUAAAAGAAGAACUCAUAUAAAAAUAUUUAUGUCGUUUUUCAUUGUUCUUUAGAUUAUUAAGCUUGCUAUAGUCUUAAUUAUUUAAAAUUAUUCAGUAGCUUAUCCUAUUUUAGGAAUGAUGGGAUGCACUGCCCUUACAAAACUCUUUAAUAUUAAUAAAGAAAAUCAUUAGCGAGCGUUAAUCAUGUAUAUCAACAUUUGUUUUACAAUUUACGUGCUCUUUUUCGAUCCCCAUUCGGAUGCUCCAACUAUGUAUUUCAGAGGAGCUCAUUAAAUGAUUAUAAAUGUUAUAAAUAUCAUAGGAUCUGAGUUUAUAGAUUCAACUUUGUCCCUUACUGUUUUGUACUCAUUGAGAUUGCUACACUUAAUCUAAAAUAGUGGAAGUAUUGAAAUCACAUCCAUCAUAUUGGCCAUCGGAUCUAAUUUGUCAUUGCUCCUAAUUGUCUAUUUAUAUCAUACAGCAAUAAGAUCACAAUUCCUCUUAACUCAGGUUGACUAGAGAUGGGAAAAUAUAUUAAAGUAAAUUCUAAAUAAUUCAAAAUUUAUAUUGAUUAAUUUUUAAAUCGAAAAAUUGUAAUACUAGAGUGUCACAUCAACAUUUUCACAAGCAAUCCAAUCAAAAGAAGAAGUUCUUAACUUUUUAAGAGAAGCCAAAAUAGAAAAUGGUUCCUUUGAACAAUACUUAUUUCAUAAGAUAUAAGAUUACUCUUCAAAUUAUUAGGAAAUUUUAAAUCAUUCAGUAAAUGUUAAAUUUAAUAAAUAAUUAAUGUAAGUUGAUUUUUCUAUCUUUUUUGGAAAUUAACCUACGAUUCUAAUUUAGACAAGGUCGUCAAAAUUCCAUUCCUAAAAUUAAGAAAUUUAGAAAGUUUGUUAAUAAUAUCUAAAAUUGUUAAUUGUUUUUAUUAGGAUAAUAAAAGAGAAUAUUGCAUUUGAUAAAAUAUAAUUCCAUGGGUUGUCUAAUAAAAUUUAAUUUCAAGAUUUGAUGAUAAAAAUAUGGAGUUCAGAAUUACAUUGUAAAACUAUAAGUUUAAAGAAAUCCUUAACUAAAAUACAAAAAUUUUGUAAUCCAAACACUAAAAUUUAAUUGGUCAGUCCAAAUUAUAUCAUAAAUACUAUUCCGAAAAUAUUAUAUUUAUUACUAGCUUUCAUUGUUGAUUGCUAAACUAGUGAAUUGGUCAUUAUUAAAGGCGAGAUUUUGGACAAUAAUUUGAAAAGAAUUAAAAUGUAGGGAAAAUUCAAUAUUCGUAAAUUAAAUUAUUAUACAUUCAAAAUAAAGUAUUAUUUGCUUCUCAUUUGCAAGGAAAUCAAUGCAGAAUAAUUUUGUAUUAAAUCUUAUUUAUAUCUUUAGGUAUUGAUCUUUAGUUAAAUGAUGAAAUCCUCUCACCAUUCACAAAUGUAAUCAUGCCUCAAUUAAAUUUUGGAUACAUCAAGAAUAAUGCAAUUUAAUGA
Paramecium octaurelia is the source of this 1520-nucleotide messenger RNA. NCBI's taxonomy places the organism in Eukaryota, Ciliophora, Oligohymenophorea, Peniculida, Parameciidae. The record is from the annotation of a GenBank genome assembly.